CCUCCCCAGCAUCAGUGAAGCUCGCUCACCGUCAUUCGACGACGCCCUCCCGCACACACGACCAUGGCCGCGGCGAUGACCGGCAGUGCUCGCGCCAGCACCGGCUCCUUGCUCGUGCUUCUCUUCGUCGCGCUGGCCGGCGCGGCCGCCGGGGCGAGUGCCACCGUUGCCUUCAGCAGCGGCGACAGCAACGCGGCGGCGCUGCUGACGACGCCAGCAUCGGCGUCCCCGGGGCAGCUGAACGGCAUCAUCCAGUGCCUUAUGGGCUGCUUCACGCAGGUGUUCGGCUGUUCGUUCGGAUGCAUGGGCAAGCAGGGCGCUGACCUGCCGCUCUGCAUCAUCAGCUGCGACCAGAAGAGCGUCGUGUGCAUGGUCAGCUGCGGCCUUGCGCCGUCACCGCCAUCACCGUCGCCGCCCACGCCCAAACCACCAGCACCCAAGCCGCCCACGCCCAAGCCGCCCGGCCCGCCCUACACCCCGCCGUACGCCGCCGCUGCCGUCACCGGACGCACAUCUGCCUGAAUAUGUCGACAUGUGCCUGCCAGCUCUCAACCGAUCCAUCGUACCAGUACGUAGUAAUGUACCUCCAUAAUAUGAGCAAAUAUAUAUAUAUAUAUAUAUAUAUAUAUAUAUAUAUAUAUAUAUAUAUAUAUAUAUAUAUAUAUAUAUAUACACGUAUAUUUAUUUAUAACCAUUAAGAAAAAACAUACUAAUCUCAUGCUAUACCUUAUUAUUAACCCGGUCCAUUCGACUGCUCCAAUGCGUUACUCGCGUUAUUAGUAUAUAUGUUCUGUGAAGCAGGCCAAAUUAUGUCAAAUGAGUAGCUAGUACAUGUACGUAAUAUGAUCGUCAGUGUAUUUAUUUUGAUCUUUCAGUAUGAUGAAUGCACUUUGCUCUUUUUAUCCAAAAUGUAAUGCUAUUUGUAAUUAAGUAUGUAACGCAAGAACCAUUAUGCUAUUUAUGCUGGAGGCCGGAAUAUUUCCUUA
Messenger RNA from Zea mays, 986 nucleotides. RefSeq lists its product as uncharacterized. The coding region runs from base 64 to 522 and encodes 152 amino acids. The record is from RefSeq and is a predicted model, not a curated record. NCBI's taxonomy places the organism in Eukaryota, Viridiplantae, Streptophyta, Magnoliopsida, Poales, Poaceae. The transcript has a single exon.